Molecule: messenger RNA, 777 nt
Organism: Oxyura jamaicensis (ruddy duck)
Lineage: Eukaryota; Metazoa; Chordata; Aves; Anseriformes; Anatidae
Product: somatotropin
Exons: 5
Coding region: 1-675 (224 amino acids)
Biological process (GO): positive regulation of growth; animal organ development; growth hormone receptor signaling pathway
Cellular component (GO): extracellular region
Molecular function (GO): hormone activity; growth hormone receptor binding
Source: RefSeq, a predicted model, not a curated record
AUGUGCCAGAGAGCAGUUUUCAGUUACAACACAGGGUCAUGGUUUUCUCCUCUCUUCAUCACUGUGAUCACCCUUGGAUUGCAGUGGCCACAAGAAGCUGCCACCUUCCCAGCCAUGCCCCUUUCCAACCUGUUUGCCAACGCUGUGCUGAGGGCUCAGCACCUCCACCUCCUGGCCGCAGAGACAUACAAAGAGUUCGAACGCAGCUAUAUUCCGGAGGACCAGAGACAUGCCAACAAGAAUUCCCAGGCAUUCUGUUACUCAGAAACCAUCCCAGCUCCCACAGGGAAGGAUGAUGCCCAGCAGAAAUCAGAUAUGGAGCUUCUUCGGUUUUCACUGGUUCUCAUCCAGUCCUGGUUGACCCCAGUGCAAUACCUAAGCAAGGUGUUCACAAACAAUCUGGUUUUUGGCACCUCAGACAGAGUGUUUGAAAAACUAAAGGACCUGGAAGAAGGGAUCCAAGCUUUGAUGAGGGAGCUGGAGGACCGGAGCCCGCGGGGCCCACAGAUCCUCAAGCCCACCUAUGACAAGUUUGACAUCCACCUGCGCAACGAGGACGCCCUGCUGAAGAACUACGGCCUGCUCUCCUGCUUCAAGAAGGACCUGCACAAGGUGGAGACCUACCUGAAGGUGAUGAAGUGCCGGCGCUUCGGAGAGAGCAACUGCACCAUCUGAGGCCGGGACGGCCGCCCUCCAUCUCGGCCCCUCGCUGCGGGCCUGCCCCGUCCCGUCACGAAAAUCGCUCUGCCCCGAGGAGAAUAAACCCGCUACCGCUGA